GCGCCCCGCGCCGCCCGCCGGGUGCAUGCAUUGUGAGCCCGACAUGGUCUGCGAGACGAAGAUCGUGGCCGCCGAGGACCAUGAGGCGCUGCCGGGGGCCAAGAAGGACGCGCUGCUCGCCGCCGCCAUGUGGCCCCCGCUGCCCGCCGCGCCCCCGCCGGAACCGCAGCCGGAGCCGCAGCCGCAGCCCCCGGGCGGCGCGGGGGGCGCGGGGCCCCCGGAGGGGCGCGGCGUGCACAUCCGCGAGUUCCGCGCGGCCGAGCAGGAGGCGGCGUGCCGCAUCUUCUACGACGGCAUCAUGGAGCGCAUCCCCAACACGGCCUUCCGCGGCCUGCGGCAGCACCCGCGCGCGCAGCUGCUCUGCGCCCUGCUGGCCGUGCUCUGCUGGGCCCUCACGGGCUCGCUGCUGCUGACCUGCCUGGUGCCGGCGGGGCUGCUGGCGCUGCGCUACUACUACAGCCGGAAGGUGGUCCUCGCCUACCUGGACUGCGCCCUGCACACGGACAUGGCGGACAUCGAGCAGUACUACAUGAAGCCUCCCGGCUCCUGCUUCUGGGUGGCCGUGCUGGAUGGCAACGUGGUGGGCAUCGUGGCGGCGCGGGCCCACGAGGCGGACAACACCUUGGAGCUGCUGCGCAUGUCCGUGGACUCGCGCUUCCGCGGCAAGGGCAUCGCCAAGGCGCUGGGCCGCAAGGUGCUGGAGUUCGCCGUGGUGCACAACUACUCCGCCGUGGUGCUGGGGACGACGGCCGUCAAGGUGGCUGCCCACAAGCUCUACGAGUCGCUGGGCUUCAGACACAUGGGCUGCAGUGACCACUAUGUGCUGCCCGGCAUGACCCUCUCGCUGGCCGAGCGCCUCUUCUUCCAGCCAUGGCCCCCUGCCCGCCCAUCCUGCUGGGACCACGCCCUGAAGAGUGACAGCAUGGACCACCGCAGGCCCACGCCGCUGCCCGGCCCUGGGUGGCAGGGCUCCUGGCCCACAGCCGUCAGCCCCGGCCCAGCCUUGCCCACCAAGCACAGAACCUCUGUAGUGAGGCCCUUGCCCAGCAGAUCGCUGGCCGCUGGCCCGGCUCUGGCUCAGCCAUGGGUCCCCAGGAGGCGUGGCCUGCUGGGCCAGCGGCCACUGCCCCUCAGGCCUCCGCUCUGUGCAUGCUGAGCACGUGGCUGGCUGCAGCAUGCCGCAUGCCCACAGCUCCCGCCCGCCCGGCUGCCUGCCCAUGGGGCCCAGACUGGGGAGCGUCCCUGCCCGCCUGGAGCCAGCCCCGGAGCCACCUGCUUGCAGGAGGCCUGUCUCAAGAGCCCUCGCUUCACCUGGUUCCGCUUUGCUUUGACACCCAAUCGCCUUUCCCUUUGGUCCCCACCCCUCCCCUGCCCAGGCUUUGCUGAUUGGCGUCACCACCAGGUGUGGUUCCCAUAGCAACCUGCUGCACAGCCUGGGUCAGAGCCCUGCAGGGGAGCAGGGUGGGGAGCCCCCCCUCGCCCCCCUAGACCUGGCCUCAGCCUGCCCUGUGAAUAUGAGCCCAGCCGCUGCCACCACCACAGCCCACAGCUUCCCCUCGCCUGGAACCGACCUGUUUUUUUAAUAAGUUAUUUAGACAGAAUAGCACUCUGCAUGCCUGUAAUUCUCGGGACAAACGGUAGUUGGCGCCCUCACACGCACCCCUGUGUGGUCUAGAAUAGGCGCUAGUUCCUGCCCAGUUUGGUCCGGGUGGGUGGGGGGCUUCAAAAUUUGGAGUCAGGAGGGAGCUCCUGAUUAGCAUUUCCCCCAAAGAGCUUUCCUAGUUUGUGAGGAGGCUGAGGCCCCUGUCCAGCUCGGAUGUGCCGCUGCCUUUGGGAGGGACCAGUGGGCCCUCCGUCCAGCUUGGCUGGGGGCCUGGACGCUGGCGCUGCUUGGCCUCCUGAGGUUGGGGCUGGGGCCGUCGGGCAGGGUGGCCCCGGGCGGGGACGAGCAGGUGGUCGGCAGUGGCCGCACGUCCAGCUGCGAGCCUGGACCCGCCACCGAGACCCCUUCGCUGGGGGCUGGGAGGAAGGGACCCACGUGGGCCGCGGAGGGGACGUUCCUAAAGGGGCUUUGGAAGUGAGCGAGCGAGCAGGGUGCCCGGUUUCCCCGGUGCCUGUGUGCUGUGGCGUGAGGCGUUGGCGGAGCACUGUACAGACCCCGCUCUCCCCUGUACAUACCCCGGAGGCCGGCCCCACUCGGGGUGGGAGUUUUGUAGACUGUACAGAAAUCGGCACCCUAUUUUCUUGCAGCUCAGAUUUUGUUAACCUGGAUUAUACAGACAGACGUAAAGCGUUUUAGCAAAAUGGAAAAGCUGUGCCUUUCUCCUUUCUGUUGGCUGGGUUCUGGCUGGGAGCAGCCUCCGCAGCCAUGGGGCCCGGUGGACGGGAGGGCAGGUGGUGGCCGCGGGUCAGCGUGGUGGUCGAGGUGG
Myotis myotis is the source of this 2429-nucleotide messenger RNA. RefSeq names its product N-acetyltransferase 8 like (gene ASPNAT). Gene Ontology annotation, molecular function: L-aspartate N-acetyltransferase activity. The record is from RefSeq and is a predicted model, not a curated record. Lineage: Eukaryota; Metazoa; Chordata; Mammalia; Chiroptera; Vespertilionidae. The transcript is spliced from 4 exons. Gene Ontology annotation, cellular component: mitochondrial membrane. Bases 26 to 1156 code for a protein of 376 amino acids.